AUUAGUACUACGGGAAAUGUUUCGAAAAUGUGUCAUCCUGACUGGUAUGGAACUAAUUGUUCCACAUAUUGCAAGAAUAGCAACGACUCUAAUGGACAUUAUUCUUGUAAUGAGACAACAGGCUUUAAAAUCUGUCAUCCAGAGUGGUUUGGAGAUGAUUGUGCAGUACAUUGCAGAGAGCAAAACGAAACAUCUGGACAGUAUAAAUGUAAUAAAACAACUGGAGUGAGGAUCUGCAAUUCUGACUGGUACGGAGCUUAUUGUAUAACAUACUGUAAAGAUGCUGAAAAUUACUUUUGCGAUGAGACGACAGGUUUAAAGAUAUGCAAACCCAAUUGGUAUGGAGUGAAUUGUACUCGUUAUUGUAAAGAAAGUCAGGAAGGAUUUGGUGAUAAUUAUUUAUGUAACAAGACAACUGGGCUGAAGUACUGCAAGCCUCAUAGGUAUGGGGUUAACUGCACAAAUUAUUGUAAAGAAAGCGACGAUAUUAAUGGUCAUUAUUUCUGCAACGUUACAAGUGGUUCAAAGAUCUGUCUGCCUGACUGGUAUGGUACUAACUGCACGAUUCACGGUGCUAAGAUUUGUUCCACAAAUUGGUACGGAAGCGAGUGUGACAUUUAUUGUGAUAGUUUAGCCGUUAAUUACUUUUGUGAUAAAGAAACUGGGAUGAAGGUUUGUCGACCAAAUUGGUAUGGCCACAACUGUGGUUUAUUUUGUAAAGAGGAAAUAGACACCAGCUACAUAUGCGAAAAUACAACCGGGUUAAAGAUUUGUCUUCCGGAAUGGUUUGGUCCAAAUUGCACAAACCAUUGCAAAGAUAAUGAAAACUAUCGAUGCAACGUCACUACCGGAGAUAAAAUUUGCCGACAAGGACAAUUUGGUGUGAACUGUUCUAAAAGCACGGGUGAAAAAGGCUGGAAAGAUCUUCCUCAAUAUCAGAAGAUUUUGAUCAUAGGAAGCGGAGGAAUAAUAGUGCUGGCGAUUAUCAUUUUUGCUCUAAAAAGGUGCAGCAGGAGUUUUUCACUGAAGAAGAACAAGGUGGAUCCUGAACGAAGAGCUCUGCACAUAUACGUUGUCGAGGGAGAAAAUAUUGAUAUGGACAAAUUUUAAAAGUUUACGACGAUGCUUCUAAUAUGCUGAGUUCACUGGUGGUGCUUUGUAUAUAUUUAUAGUUCCAUUAAUAUUUUGACUUGAAUAGUUGCCAAACGCUUUCAUUGAUAAAGUGCAAUUAUUUUAAUAUGUUUAAUAGUGCAAUGUUUGAUGCGGUCAGGAUAUCGAAGUAAAAGUGAAAAAGUAAACAAAAUAGCAUGAGAUCCGACGAGAAAAAUCAAAUUAUGAUGGAGUUUCUGCAUGCAAGCUCUCUUCAAAAUUAAACAAGGUUAGGGAGAACCGAAGAAUGAAUAAAAUUUGGCGUCUUUGAAAUAUUUAAACAAUCUCACGGCGGGAAAUAGUUUAUACAACAUCAUAUUUUUUGUGACCUGAAUACUGUUAUAUAAUCGCGGAACGACAAUUUUAUUUUGAUGAAGUACAAAAGAACAGUGAAUUCAAAUACUAUUAUCGUUCAUUGAAGCAAAGAAAGUGUUCCAUUGAGUUCGAUUAGUCAAUUUUGACCAUUACGCCAUGCAAUAUCCUUAUUUGGAAUAAUCGACGAGAACCAACGUUUUUCGUUUUCCCCUCUGUACGAUACAGUCUGGGGGUUAAUUAGGGUCAGCACGUUUUACUUGUUAUCAAGUGGUGAUCUGCGAGUUUAAUGUUUGCAUUAGAAACUUCACAUGUGGUAUUUAGACCAAUGAAAUUUUACCUUGAUGUUAUGUAAUUUUUGUUGUAAUUUUGUGUAAACUAAAUGGAUUUAUGAAAAUUAAACUGUAUAUUAUGUUCCAUUACGCGAAUUCCAAUGUGUAUAAUCUUCUUUUAUAA
Messenger RNA from Dendronephthya gigantea, 1917 nucleotides. Its product is annotated as protein draper-like. Gene Ontology annotation, biological process: cell communication. Bases 28 to 1110 code for a protein of 360 amino acids. The record is from RefSeq and is a predicted model, not a curated record. NCBI's taxonomy places the organism in Eukaryota, Metazoa, Cnidaria, Anthozoa, Malacalcyonacea, Nephtheidae. Gene Ontology annotation, cellular component: membrane. Gene Ontology annotation, molecular function: scavenger receptor activity. The transcript is spliced from 3 exons.